AUGUAGAACAAAGCUCUUGUUUUGAAAUAAAGACCUGACGAAACAUUCCCACAAAAUAUGGACUUUUUUGAAGUUCGAGAAGUCCCUGUACCUGAACUUAACGACGGGGAAAUCUUGAUUAGAGUUUUGUACAUUGGAGUUGAUCCAGUCAUGAGAGUUUGGCUUUCUGGAGCCAAAACCUACAUCGACGCUGUCUAAAUAGGACAAGUCAUGCCUGCUUUUGGAGUGGGGAUUGUGGUUGACACCAAAUAGCCAAAAUGGGAUGUAGGACAAAUCGUAUUUGGGGUUUUGGAAUGUGCCAAUCUCUGUAAAAGAGCAACCAAGCCUUUAUUCAAAGUUCCUCUCUUUGAGUUAGGCGACCCAAAUAUACCUCUCUUGCUUUCUAUUUAUGGAGUCACAGGACUGACAGCUCUUAACGGAAUGAAACUCAUUCCAUAAGAUCAUAUACCUACCUAAGACAGAUAGAGAACUUUUUGUGUGUCAAGUGCAGCAGGGUCGACAGGAUCGAUAGCUCUUUAGAUCGCAAAACAUAUGGGGUUUAAGACAAUCGGAAUUGUGAGUGGGAGAGAGAAGAGAGAGUUCGUUUUGGGUUUGGGUGCAGACGAAUGCAUCACUUAUAAUGAUUGCAAAGAAAAUGAUGAAAUAAUUGUUGACAAAUUAACAUAAGAAAUAAAAAGAGUGGCUCCAAAUGGCAUAGAUGUAUAUUUUGACAAUGCAGGAGAAGAAGUCCUAGAUGCUGUAUUACCAGGUAUGGCUAAGGAGGGAUUAAUCUUGUUAUGUGGAGCUACAUCCACAUACAAUGCUUGGAAGAAUAGAGGUGGAUUGACUAAUCUUGCUUCCGCCAUCACAUAACAAGUCAAAUUAGAAGGCAUCAUAUUUUAUUAGGACCAAGCCAAAAUUUAUAGUGGAUUCUCAGAUAUGAUCGAAUUAGUCAAUGAUGGAGUAAUCAAACAUUAAGAGGAAAUUUAUUAUGGAGUUGAGAAUUUUGUCUAAGGUCUUAAGAGAGUCUUCCUUGGACAGAACAUGGGGAAAAUCAUUAUUUAAAUCGACCAAUAAGUUGAACAUUAAGCCAAACUAUGA
Molecule: messenger RNA, 1080 nt
Organism: Paramecium tetraurelia
Lineage: Eukaryota; Ciliophora; Oligohymenophorea; Peniculida; Parameciidae
Exons: 5
Molecular function (GO): oxidoreductase activity, acting on the CH-CH group of donors, NAD or NADP as acceptor
Source: RefSeq, a predicted model, not a curated record